Molecule: messenger RNA, 1190 nt
Organism: Suillus clintonianus
Lineage: Eukaryota; Fungi; Basidiomycota; Agaricomycetes; Boletales; Suillaceae
Product: UbiA prenyltransferase family
Exons: 8
Coding region: 133-1035 (300 amino acids)
Biological process (GO): ubiquinone biosynthetic process
Cellular component (GO): mitochondrial inner membrane
Molecular function (GO): 4-hydroxybenzoate polyprenyltransferase activity
Source: RefSeq, a predicted model, not a curated record
GCACGGAACGUCAGGCAACCAACUCAUCAAGGCUAUGUAUUGGGAUCGUUACGGGAAGCGCUUGCCCAUAGGUAUAAAACAUGAGCAUCACUAAUAGUUCGGAUCCUACUUCUGCCUCGCAAACUUGUCACCAUGCCAUCCAAGGCCCGAGCAUUGUUCGAGCUCACCAGGCUUCACUGGUUCCCUGUUGGGUGCGACUUCAUGUUCUGGCCCUUCGCUUGGGGUUCCCUGUCGGCGUCCUAUCGUGUGGCAUUGCCUAUGAGCGACGUCGUGAAAAAUACCUUGUUCUAUGCAUUGAUAGGCAUACUAGUACACAGCGCAGGUUGUGUGAUAAAUGACAUACUCGACCGGGACUUUGACCGCAAAGUUGAACGUUCGAAGGGCCGACCAAUCGCCUCGGGAGCCGUUACCAGGACUGAGGCUUCAAUUCUUCUUGCGGUUCUUGUUACCGCCAUCUUUUACAUGUUUUCAACUGCUGGUUCAACAGCCUUCACACUCGGUGUUGUCGGGCUCCCAACUUGUGGUGGGGCGUAUCCGCUGAUGAAGCGCUGGAUGUACUGGCCUUCUCUGUUCCUAGGUUUUGCUGCUAGCUGGGCCGUCCCAUUCACUUGGGUCGCAACGACGGGUCAGUUCAAUUGGGGCAUGAUCCUGAAUGUGGCGAUUGCAUCCUGCUGCUGGACAUGUCUUUACGACACCAUUUACGCUUGUCAGGACAAGAAGGACGACGAGAAAGCCGGAGUCAAGUCCAUGGCGGUUCGUCUGGGCGACGGCAUUCGUCCUGUACUGAGUUUAUUUGACGUAACCUUCCUCGUGUGCAUGAUGUAUGCGGGGUACUUGAACGACCAGCGUCUUCCGUUCUACGUGAUCAGUGUCAUCGCGCCGUUCCUGCUCUGUCUCUGGCACAUAUGGUCAUUUGACCAUAAUGAUCCCAAAGAUAGCUGGAAGAAAUUCACGGCAGGCCGUCACGGUGCGGCGAUGGUUUGCGUUGGAUUGGUCGUGGACCACUACUUUAAACUCGCAUCGCUCACCGCUUAAGCAUACACCUCUGAUCUAGUUUCACAUUUCACUAGAUGAUAUGUUUCGAGUUCUCUGAAUAGACGGCCAACACCAAUACCAGCCUAAUGUCUUCCUGUGCACCAGGAAUCAUCAUAUGAAUGUUACUUACCGUGUGAUAUGUACUGUUCUGUUUC